Messenger RNA from Sinocyclocheilus anshuiensis, 2359 nucleotides. RefSeq names its product gastrula zinc finger protein XlCGF57.1-like. The transcript has 3 exons. Bases 30 to 1613 code for a protein of 527 amino acids. Gene Ontology annotation, cellular component: nucleus. NCBI's taxonomy places the organism in Eukaryota, Metazoa, Chordata, Actinopteri, Cypriniformes, Cyprinidae. Gene Ontology annotation, molecular function: DNA-binding transcription factor activity, RNA polymerase II-specific. Gene Ontology annotation, biological process: regulation of transcription by RNA polymerase II. The record is from RefSeq and is a predicted model, not a curated record.
GUGACGUCAUCGUAUUCGCCGGAAGAAAGAUGGCGUUUAUUAAAGAGGAGAGCGAAGACACCAGGAUUGAAGACGCAUUCAAACAUGAAGAGACAGACAUGAUGCUGCUGAAAGAGGAACAUGAAGUACUGAAUCAAAUAGAAGAGAAAGUCCAAAAUAAGAAUAAUUUCAAAGCUGGAGGGAACUCUUUUAGGUGCUCACAGACUGAAAAGACUUCCUCACGAGAAACAGCUCAGAAGACACUAACUGGGGGUUAUUUCACCUGUUUUGAGUGUGGGAUGAAUUUCAUUCACCCUGAAAGCCUUAGACUCCACAUGGGAAUCCACAAUGGAGAGAAUCCUUACACCUGCCAACAUUGUGGACAGGGUUUCAGUGAACAUGAAAGCCUUAGAGCCCAUAUGGAAAUCCACAAUGAAGAGAAGGGUUUCACCUGCCAACAGUGUGGAAAGAGUUUCAGUGAACAUGAGAGCCUUCGAGAACACAUGAGAAUCCACAAUGAAGAGGAUCCUUACACCUGCCAACAGUGUGGAAAGAGUUAUGCUCAAACUGCAAGCCUGAAAGUACACAUGAGAAUUCACACCGGAGAGAGAGAUUUUACCUGCCAAGAGUGUGGAAAGAGUUUCAUUCGAAAACAAACCCUUGAAAAUCACAUGAUAGUUCACACUGGACCGAAGCCUUUUGCAUGCCAACACUGUGAAAAGAGUUUCUUAACAGAACUAAACCUGAAGUAUCACUUGAACAAACACACUGGAGAGAAGCCAUUUAAAUGCGAUCAGUGUGGAAAGAGAUUUCUUCGUAAAACAAGCCUUAAUAACCACUUGAAGAUUCACUCGGAAGAGAACUGCUUUGUAUGUCAACAGUGCGUAAGACGUUUCGCUGACAAAGCACAUCUUAAAAUCCACAUGAGACUUCACACUGGAGAGAAGCCUUACCCUUGCACUCAGUGCGGAAAGAGUUUCACAUAUAAAAAAGCUCUUGAGUCCCACAUGAUAAGUCACACUGGAAAGAGCCGUUUCACCUGCAAACUGUGCGGGAAGGUCUUCACAAACAAGGUUGGUCUCAUGUAUCACAUGAACCUUCACACUGGAGAGAAGCCGUUCUCCUGCGAUCAGUGUGGAAAGAGUUUCAUUUGUAAAACAAGCCUCAAUAACCACUUGAAGAUUCACUCGGGAGAGAACUGUUUAGUAUGCCAACAGUGCGGAAGAAGUUUCACUGAAAAACGAAGUCUUAAAAUCCACAUGAGACUUCACACUGGAGAGAAGCCUUACUCGUGCAUUCAGUGCGGAAAGAGUUUCACAUAUAAAACAGCUCUUGACUCCCACAUGAGACUUCACACUGGAGAGAAGCCUUACUCGUGCACUCAGUGUGGAAAGAGUUUCACAUAUAAAACAGCUCUUGACUCCCACAUGGUAAGUCACACUGGAAAGAGCCCUUUCACCUGCAAACUGUGCGGGAAGGUCUUCGCAUGCAAAGUCAGCCUCAUGUAUCACAUAAACGUUCACACCGGAGAGAAGCCGUUCUCCUGCGAUCAGUGUGGAAAGAGUUUCGCAGGUAAAGGUACCCUUGAGAGACACAUGAGGAUUCACUUGAAAGAGAAGAAGUUUUAUAUGUAACGAGUGCCAUAAAAUGAUUGGCCUCUGAAAUGCGACCUUUAUUUGCCGGUUCAUUAAAACCUUCAAGAAUCUCAUGAGGCUUCACACCAGAGAGAAGCUAUGAAAACUCGUGCUUAUGUGAAACCGUAUUUGUGUUCAGUGUGUGGAAAGAGUUUCAAAUGGCCUAGCAAUCUGAAAUGGCACAAGAAAAUAUGAGUUUGUGUGAAAUUAAGGCUACGUUCACACUGCAGCUGAAUGUGGCCCAAAUUUGAUUUUUCUGGUCAAAUGUAGAAAGUUUUUUGGCCAGGCUGUUAAAGUGACUUUUAAAAGUGGCCCAUAUCAGAUGGUCAGUGAUUUGGUUGAUGUUCAUUUGUUUUAUUUGCAUCCUUCAUGUCAUUAUAUUUUUAUUUUCUUUUGUCAUGUACAUAUGAACACUUGUGGCCAGGCUUCACCAUCUCCUUUGCUAUAGUUUUAAACAUUAAGCAACUCUAAUUUGUAUUGAGGCAUCACUUCAUUCCAUAUAUUGAUAAAUCAGAAUAAAAAAAUUCUGUCUUGCUGUGAAAUGCUGCAAUUAAUGAACAAUUCUAAAUGAGAGGACAUAAACUGAAUGCAAUUAUGAACACUGCACUGCAUUUAUUUAAUUAACGUUUACGGAGAGAAUGCACUCAAAAUGUAAACUAUGGGACAUAUUUCAAAUAUGGGACUGAAUGUGGCUAACCCCAACCCUGAUCAAACACACCUGAACAAGCGAAUCAAUGUCUUCAGGA